AUUGCGAAAGUAAUAUUGUAGUUCGUACAGGGCUGAAUCUUGGAUGUUCACCUUUUUGGUUUGAGAAACGUUCAUAGCUUAUAAGUUAUAAGAGAGCACUGCCCAUUUCAUUGAUGUACAUGCACAUCCAGGAGGUUUGCUUGAAAAUGCCCAUCAAGCCAAGGUUAAAAGGAUGUCAUGCGCAGAAAAGACGUUAUCCAUGAAAUGAGAUAGAGAUCUAUCCCAAGAUAUUUUAUGAUGUCAUUGUCAAGAAUGUGUGUUAUCCGACCAUGUGUUGGGAAAUAAAAGUGAUCCUGGUUGGGUGAAUAUGACAUCAUGAGUGGACGUUAUCCAUGUAAUAGCGACCCUGGACUGGAUCCACGCUAUACAGGGCGCCCUCAAUCUCCCGACCUUGAAGAACUCCGAGCCAUUCAACGUGGCUACAGCUCACCGACCGGUGCUCGUCAUGACAUCCGUCAACCGGCCGGACCGCCUCCAAUACCGGAAGCCUACUACAGGAACUUUGGGCACAUCCCGGCAACGAUCCAAGCUCCCGUCAGGAUGACCUUCACCCAGAGUGACGACCAGUGCCAUCCCUCGGCAGAUCCCAUGCCGGUGUUAAGGACUGCAAAUAGGGGCGCGGAUUCGCCCCUUCCCAGUGGAUAUGACUAUCAUUUUGAACCGCCUUUAGAUCCCAAGUAUGAAUGCCCUAUUUGUUUAAUGUGUCUGAAGGAUCCUGUACAGACAGAGUGUGGACAUCGAUUCUGCUCAGAAUGCAUUAGAACUUGUCUCAGGAAUGCUGGUCGCUGCCCAGUUGAUAAUGUACCACUUACAGAAGCACAGGUGAGAUAAUGAUUUUUUUUCCACUAUUUUUUUCAAGGUCAAUCAGAUUAACCGAUUGCCUACUGGAACCAGGGGAGCAUUUCAUCAACAUUUUUGUCAGACAAAUCAAGUCUGACAACUGUCCUCAAUUUUUAUUGGCACUGUUAACUAUGGUAAUCGCUGGAUGAAAUGAGACUUGUCCGAUAAAGCAUCCAACAUGUCCUUUCAUAGGGGUAAUCAAGUAUCACUGACAAGUCUUUAUAGGUCACAUGAUCAAGGUCAAAUGUCAUUUAGGGUCAAUGAACGUAGUAUUGUAUCAUUAUAUGAAUGGUGUUUUUUGUGAAUAAUUAUUUUAUAGUAGUUUUCAAAGUCGGCACUACAUGUAUAUUGAAUGGCGUAAUGCAGGUGAGACUGCUAGAGACGCUCCUCUAGUUAAAGUCUAAAUGGGACAAUUACAUGUACAUUUAAUUUUUCAACGGAUUAUUUCUAUUGCCUCCUGGAACUGGGUGAUCCCUGUACUGUACAACGCCUAUGGGAAUUACAGAAUUCAAUAGUCAACAUGAUAACCCAUUACCUACUGGAACCGGGUGAUGGUACAAAGGCUAUGGGCACUACAGAAUUCAGUAAUCGGCAGGUUAACCCAUUGCCUGUUGGAACCAGGUGAUCCCUGUACAAAGCCUAUAGGAAUCACAGAAUCCGGUAGUCAACAGGUUAACACAUUGUCUGUUGAAAGCAGGUAAUUCCAGCACAAAGUAUAUGGAAAUUGAAUCCAGUUCAAUGGAUUUAGUUGCAUAAUUUGCUAUCAAUCAGAAUGAUUAUAGAAACAAUGGUGCGUUUAUCUCCUAAUCAUGCGAUUGAAAAGUAGAUUCAGAACCUUUUUCCGACCUGUACCGGUAAUUAUUAAAUUGCCAAACGAUUAGUUUUACAUCAGAAACUUUCAAAUCUAAACCGGAAAGAAAAGGGACUUUCCCAAGGAUGACAAUUGCGCAUAGAUUGAAAGAACUGAAAGAGGAUUUACGAUGAACAAUUGAACAUAAAAAGUACAAAUGUACACCAGACAGAGAAAUGAGUUUGCAUACAUUUCAAGAACUGUACAGUGUAGACCACUUUUAAUAGCAAAUAGAUGCAAACUUUACCCUCUUAUUGACCUUCAGCUAAAUUGCCCCUUUUCUUGUUAGCAAAAAUUUAUUUUUUUUAAAUAUGAGUCUCUUUUCCAAGUUAACAAUGGUGUACAUCAGGUUGAAAAUCAUAUGAUUUGAAUAGAUAGAGUAAAAUCAGACAAACAAAAUACUGAAAAUAUCAUAAAACGUCUGUAAGGAAUAUCUCGGCAUGACAAUUCCAAGUUUUGUGUUAUCUUUGUGAAAAAAGUUAUAUGCAUGUUCUCUGGAAAAUUCAAUGAGCGUGUUGAUGAUGUCAUACAGUGUAUCCACACUUACUUUAUUCUUCGUAUUUUAAUUUUUAUGUGAAGAAAUUAUUUGAGUCAAUUUCAAAGUUUACCCUCCAAUAAUGUAAAAAUAGGAUUGAUUAUUACUGAGUUACUGUGUAAUGCUAAAACCUAUUUUAAUAUGAGGGAGACACGUUUAUGUUUUAUGUACGCAAGUGUACUUUAAUACGAAAUUAUGAAAUAAUUUUUAUUAUGAUAAAAUAAGAAAAAGGAAAAUGGGACAUGACAUCAUUAACCCACAAUAUGUUUUUAAUUAACCAAGGAACUAGGUUUUUGAAAAUAUGUAUAUGGGCCAAUUUCAUGAAACUUUGACAUUAGGGUAAUUAAGCAUCACUGAUUGUCUCUCGUGAGUUUUAGGUUACAUGUACAUGAUCAAGGUCAAAGGUCAUUUCGGUGAAUGAACUUUGAUCGUGUGGGGUAUCAACUUUGAUAUUGUAGCAAAGGUAAAGAUUUGGAAUUUUCAAUAUAAUUUUGUAGGUAAACGUUCCUAUAAAAAAAAAAGAACUUACAUAUAUUAUGAUGGUAGUCAAGUAUCUGCAAAUAAACGAAUAUAGGUCACUACCAGGCAAAGGUCAAAGGUUAUGUCAGUGUAGCAGUCAAUAAACUAUCGUAAUCGACUUUACAAAACUAACCAAAAGUUUAGAUUUAGAAUUUUCAAGAUAAUUUUGAAUUAUUAGUCAGUAGAUUAUACAUAUAACGGUUAACAGAUGAAUAAGAAAAUGUUUUUUUUAAUACUGGGUCAAGAUCAAAAGUCCUUUCAGAUCAAUUAUUUGAAUGAGAAUGAACAUUCUGAUGAUUAUUAAAAAAUAAUCUAGUAAAAGUUGUUUGCGAUUGUUAUUUGAUAUCACAAAAAAUGCAUGCAUAUAUAUAAAGGCCUAGUUGUUUUCAAAGCCAGUACUGCUGCACUGGGAAUUGUGUAAAGCAGGCGAGAGACUUCCAGAGGUGUUCUAUGUGUGAAAAUUGUUACCAAAAUUUAAAACUCAAUAUAUAUGGUCCUUUUCACGGUCAAGGGUGUAACUUUCAAAAUUCAAGAUCAAAAUUUCAAAAUGGACUUUCUUAAACAUUUCUAAUAAAAACAGGUCAAUAAAUGUCUAAAUUCUUCAUUUCUGUCUGUUCUGGAGCUUAAUCUACUUGAGAAACCUCAAAAAAAUUAUGUGCAACUGUGAAAAAUGAGAAAAAUUGAAUAAAAUCAGCCUUUUGAUUUCAUUACCAAAAUUACAAAUUUUUUCGUGGAAAACAUUUUCAUUUGCACUUUUUCAUUCACAAAUUAAAUGUUCUUUGAGGUUUUAAAAGUUUUGGAGUCAAAGUUUAUUAGUUUUCUAAAAAUUUCUAUGAGUUUUUGAAAUUUAUCACAAAUUUGGAUUUUGACAACAAAGUGUUUAAAAUUACAUGUCUUCCAAGAGGAAGAGGAAAGCAAAAAUUAUUGUACAUUUACUUCUCCAUGAAGGUUAAUUACUAACACAAAUCCCAUGGAAAUCAGAUACCAAAUAAGAAAGUUGGAAAUUUCUCCCAAGUGUGUUUCGGAGGCUUCAGUUAACAAAAAUAUGUGUUUCGGAGACUUCAGUCAUGUUAGCACUAUGAAAGUCCCUUAUUUAAGUUGAUUACUUUUACAAAUCUAUCUUUUUCAAAUUGGCAUAUCAGUAUAAGACUGAAUGUAAACAAAAUCAAACAAACUAAUGUCUCGUGACUGGGAAAAUGUAAUUCACGAAUGUUAACUACUGCACAAAGACAUCAUAUUUCAAUGCCUUGGUGCCAAGAUAGGUAAUUGUUCAGCUUUAAAGGGAAUAUAGUAAUAGAAGUACAUCUCAUAC
Lytechinus pictus (painted urchin) is the source of this 4056-nucleotide messenger RNA. Its product is annotated as TNF receptor-associated factor 6-A-like. The record is from RefSeq and is a predicted model, not a curated record. Bases 316 to 831 code for a protein of 171 amino acids. The transcript is spliced from 3 exons. Lineage: Eukaryota; Metazoa; Echinodermata; Echinoidea; Temnopleuroida; Toxopneustidae. Gene Ontology annotation, biological process: protein polyubiquitination; ubiquitin-dependent protein catabolic process. Gene Ontology annotation, molecular function: ubiquitin protein ligase activity.